GUCGAGCACAGAGCUAGUUGAGUUAUCAGAACCGGAAAUCAGCUGCAGACAGACGGUGACCCGCAGCAGGUCCGACUCGGAGCUCCUAGUCAUGGUGUUCGAGUCUCUGGUCAGCGACCUGCUCAACAGGUUCAUCGGAAACUACGUGGAGAACCUGGACAAGUCCCAGCUGAAGAUCGGCAUCUGGGGAGGAAAUGUUGUUCUGGAAAACCUCCGAGUGAAGGAGAACGCUCUGAGUGAGUUCGAUGUUCCCUUCAAAGUGAAGGCCGGACAGAUCGGCCGGCUGACGCUGAAGAUCCCCUGGAAGAAUCUGUAUAAUGACGCUGUGGUCGCCUCGUUGGAUGGACUGUACCUGCUGGUCGUCCCUGGAGCCACUGGAUCUCAGCUGAAGUCGUGUCCAUAUAACGGUAAGACGCUGUUCUCAGGUGGCGGUUCAGGCCUCUGUACUUCCUGUUAGGUCUCUGUACUUCCUGUCAGGGCUGCACGAGUUCUCCAAACUAAGAGUUUAAGAAGUAUAGCUGAAGGUGAGUCAGAGUGGAGCCGCAUCGUGCAGCCCUGAGUCUGGCAGAGUGAACUGGUUUCUGAUCAAGGAGUUACUGGUUCCUGCAGUCUGAUUCUGGGAGGUUUUGAUCUGAAUCAGCAAAUGUUAAUUCUGUAGAAACACUAACAAGUCAGACAGCUGGUGGAGGUUUCA
Plectropomus leopardus (leopard coralgrouper) is the source of this 694-nucleotide messenger RNA. The record is from RefSeq and is a predicted model, not a curated record. Lineage: Eukaryota; Metazoa; Chordata; Actinopteri; Perciformes; Serranidae.